GGCUAAAGAUGCGCUGACAAACCAGACAGGCAGGCCUCAUGGACUGGCCUUCAUCUGAGUUCGGGGUGGUCGGUUGUCAUCUUUAUUCCCUCUGCUUCUGAUAAUUUGACAAGGGCAACCAACUCCUCACACUCCUCACAACAACCAUGGCCGCUCUACGAAGAAUUGCUCCUUCGACCCUGCGCAAACUGGCGGCUUCCACUCCGAAGAGACCAGCUUGCGCCCUGCCCAAGACAAAAGACGUGCUGCUCCCUCAGAAUCAGAAUGUACCGACAAGACGGUUUCACUCGAAACCACGGAAAGCGGCGGCGUCUGGAGCUGGGGAGGCUUCCAACCCUCCCAUGUCGUUCCCCUGCAUCGAUGCGCUCGAGAACCGAUCCGCCUCGCUACAGGCAAGCUUUGCCUCCAGCGGCCCCGAACCCUCAUACACCUCCGGAGCCACGCAGACAUGGAACUGCGAAGAGCCUCUCCUCCUGGACUGGGGCGGUGUGCUGCCCGAGUUCAUCAUCGCCUACGAGACGUGGGGGCGGAUGAACGACGACAAGUCCAACGUCAUCCUCUUGCACACCGGCCUGUCCGCUUCCUCCCACGCCCGCUCGACCGAGGUCAACCCAGAACCGGGAUGGUGGGAGAAAUUCAUCGGCCCCGGCGCCGCGCUGGACACGGAUAAAUACUUCGUCGUCUGCACCAACGUCAUCGGCGGCUGCUACGGCUCCACCGGCCCCAGCAGCACCGACCCGGCCGACGGGCAGCGGUACGCCACGCGGUUCCCCGUCCUGACCAUGGACGACAUGGUGCGCGCCCAGUUCCGCCUGCUCGACAGCUUGGGCGUGCGGAAGAUCUACGCGAGCGUGGGCUCCAGCAUGGGCGGCAUGCAGUCCCUGGCCGCCGGCGUCCUCUUCCCCGACCGCGUCGGCCGGAUCGUCUCCAUCAGCGGCUGCGCGCGGAGCCACCCGUACAGCAUCGCCAUGCGCCACACGCAGCGCCAGGUCCUCAUGAUGGACCCCAACUGGAAGCGCGGCUUUUAUUAUGGUGGCCUCCCGCCCCACGCCGGCAUGAAGCUGGCGCGCGAGAUCGCCACCGUCACCUACCGCUCGGGGCCCGAGUGGGAACAGCGAUUCGGCCGCCGCCGCGCCGACCCGGCCAAGCCGCCCGCGCUGUGCCCCGACUUUUUGAUCGAGACCUACCUCGACCACGCCGGCGAGAAGUUCUGCCUCACCUACGACCCCAACAGUCUGCUCUACGUCAGCAAGGCCAUGGACCUGUUCGAUCUCGGCCGCGCGCACCAGCUGGCCACCCGGGCGCGCAGGGCCCAGCGCGAGAAGCAGAUCGAGGAGGCGGGCGCCGCCUCCGCCUCGUCGUCCGCCGACCUGGCCUGCAGCCUCACCUUGCCGGAUCAGCCGUACGAGGAGCAGCCGGCGCCCAACGGCGAGGCGGUCUCGUCCGACUCUAUUACGGUGGAGGUUUCCUCCCGUCCGCCUGACGAUCUGGUGGCCGGCUUGGCGGGGCUGCGCGAUAUCCCGACGUUGGUCAUGGGUGUGGCGAGCGACAUUCUCUUCCCGGCGUGGCAGCAGCGGGAAGUGGCCGAGGCGCUCAAGCUGGCUGGGAACCGGAACGUGGCGUAUACCGAACUGAGCGAGGAGAUGAGCAUGUUUGGACACGAUACCUUCUUGUUGGACCUGAAGAAUAUUGGAGGCAAUGUCAGGAACUUCUUGGGUUGAAGGGCUUGGCGGGCGUUAUGUUGCAUGAGAAAGCUUUUGAACUAUUCCCGUGGAUUCUUGUCAACGAGGCUCGCCACCAGAGCUCGUGGUCAGUAGUAAAUCAGCGAUACCAGCGUGCACACCGGAGUGCUAUUUUGGAGGAAACAAAAUAUAUACAUGUAUUUGAUGUACGCAUGAAUAGGCGAUCACCACAAGCAGUCGUGCAGAAGACGGAUACAUGAAAAGACAGUCACAUGAUUCAAAUCACGCCUGGGAAAAC
This is a messenger RNA of Sodiomyces alkalinus F11, 1980 nucleotides long. Its product is annotated as homoserine O-acetyltransferase. Gene Ontology annotation, molecular function: L-serine O-acetyltransferase activity; homoserine O-acetyltransferase activity. Gene Ontology annotation, biological process: L-homoserine metabolic process. The coding region runs from base 147 to 1721 and encodes 524 amino acids. NCBI's taxonomy places the organism in Eukaryota, Fungi, Ascomycota, Sordariomycetes, Glomerellales, Plectosphaerellaceae. The transcript has a single exon. The record is from RefSeq and is a predicted model, not a curated record.